Molecule: messenger RNA, 902 nt
Organism: Notodromas monacha
Lineage: Eukaryota; Metazoa; Arthropoda; Ostracoda; Podocopida; Cyprididae
Source: the annotation of a GenBank genome assembly
UUUUCUCUCCGUAUCAUUUAGAUCUUUAAUUUAGAACAGAACAGGUUUUCAAAUUAUUGUGAUUGGCAUGUUCACACGUGUGCUCUGCUUUCGCUUUUCGCGGCGGAUUGAUUCGCAAAAACGGUGCUUGAUCAUUGUGGCAUUGGCUGCCUUCGGCGCAAGUGGCCUUUUCCAAUACACAGGGUUCUUCAGGGUUCUGAAACCAGACCACUGGGUUACAGAAAAUACGAAUCUGGUCGAAUGCAGAAACUAUGCAUGGUGCGAAGCAACGUUGAUGUCCGUGGAAGCUUCCCAUACAGGAAUUGAAGGAAUCAUUAAAGAACAAAACCCUGGAUUUGGCCAGUGUUCCAUGGCCGCCACUUUCAUUGAUGAAGUCAGUCGCUGGUAGGGACAUUCUGAAAAGAGAAAUCUGCGAAGGAUCGUCUAAAAAUGACCACUUGACCUGUGGAAGACACGUGCAACAAUUUUGCGUCACUGAUACUCGAGUGACCAUGACAACCACUCUGCGGAAUUCAUCAGAUGGCUUUUUGUGCAAAGACAGCACGAAAAUCAUGAUUCUCAUCAUUUCCGCUCCGGGAAACUUUGAGAAACGAACAAACAUCCGGACAACUUGGGGCAACAAUUCGGUCAUGAACCCAAUUUUUCCUGAAGUACAACUUGCUUUUCUGGUCGGAAAGACAAAUUCUACCGAAGAUUCGAAGAAGAUUUUUGAGGAAUCAAUCAAAUAUGAAGACAUGAUACAUAUCUUGGACCACAUUGAUGCCUACAAGAACUUGACCUACAAGGUUUUGUCAGGGUAUCAAUGGGCUCUUCAAAAUUGCCGAAACGUGGAAGUGAUCGGGAAGUUUGACGACGAUAUAUUUGUUGACAUGAAGACUUUUGUCCUGGCUGUAAAAAAGUGA